Rhizopus microsporus ATCC 52813 is the source of this 1475-nucleotide messenger RNA. RefSeq names its product tRNA modification GTPase TrmE. NCBI's taxonomy places the organism in Eukaryota, Fungi, Mucoromycota, Mucoromycetes, Mucorales, Rhizopodaceae. The coding region runs from base 1 to 1452 and encodes 483 amino acids. The transcript is spliced from 8 exons. Gene Ontology annotation, cellular component: mitochondrion; cytoplasm. Gene Ontology annotation, biological process: tRNA methylation; tRNA wobble uridine modification. Gene Ontology annotation, molecular function: GTP binding; GTPase activity; protein binding. The record is from RefSeq and is a predicted model, not a curated record.
AUGCACAGAUUUUCUUCAUUUCUAUUUAAAAGAUUACACCAUGUUUGUAGUGUAACUACACUUUGCAGACCAGAGACAAUAUAUGCACUAUCCACUUCACCAGGGAAAGCUGGUGUUGCUGUCAUUCGAGUAUCUGGGAAAAGCGCCAAAAAAGUAAAAAGUGCAAGAUAUGUUAUAGAAAAAAUGACAACAAGCCCAGUUGAACCUAGAAUGGCCAAUUUUAGACGCAUAAGGCACCCAAAGACAGGUCAAGUUCUCGAUCGUGGCUUGAUCUUGUGGUUUCCUGGGCCUCGCAGCUUCACAGGAGAAGACUCGGUCGAAUUGCAAAUUCACGGAGGAAACGCUGUUGUCAAAAGCGUCUUGGAGGCAUUACGCGAAAUAGAGGACUUUAGGAUGGCAGAGCAAGGUGAAUUUGCAAGGAGAGCCUUUGAUAACAACAAGCUGGAUCUCACUGAAUUAGAAGGGUUGGCAGACCUCUUGAACGCCGAAACAGAAUUACAAAGAAAACUUGCCUUACAACAAGCUGAGGGCGGACUUAGAGUACCUUAUGAAAAGUGGAGACAAGAAAUAAUUCACUGUAUGGCCAAGACAGAGGCGGUGAUAGAUUUUGGAGAAGAUGAAAAUAUAGAAGAAGGCGUUAUGGAUGAAGUUAUUAGAGAUGUUAGACAAUUAUAUACAUCGAUUUCCAAACAUUUAGAUGAUAGCCACAUUGGUGAAAUUGUUCGCAGCGGUAUCCAUGUGGCGAUCAUGGGUCCACCGAAUGCAGGAAAGAGCACUCUUUUGAAUAGACUUACCAAACGAGAAGCGGCCAUUGUUUCAAAUAUACCAGGCACAACAAGAGAUAUUGUCGAAGUUAAACUUGAUCUAGCGGGGUUUCCUGUUGUUCUAUGCGAUACAGCAGGUUUAAGAGAGUCAUCUGAUGUUAUAGAAAUGGAAGGAAUUAAAAGGGCAAAAGCUAGAAUCGACAUUUCAGAUAUAAAGAUUUGUAUGCUAUCAGCGGAACAAGGAGAAUCGAUUGAUCCUAUGGUUGAGCAAUUAAUUGAUGAUAACACUUAUGUUAUAUUGAAUAAAGAAGAUGCAGUUUCUCAGCAAGAGCUCGUUGAUCUGUCAGAUAGAAUUAGGGCUAAAGUGAAAUCAAAAAAUAUAUGGACAAUGAGCUGCAAGACGGGCCUGGGCGUUGAUAGGUUUUUGGCAGAAUUACUAAACGUACUCAAAUCCAGAUUUGACUCGGCUUUAGAUAACCCUGUAUUGAUUACACAAGCACGGCAUAGAGAACACCUUGAAGAGUGUGUUCGUUCUCUAAAAGCUUUCUUAGAUAUGCCUACAGAAGAGCUCGUUCUAUCAGCUGAAGAACUAAGGCUAGCAGCAAAUGCAUUAGGCCGAGUUACAGGGCGUAUAGAUGUAGAAAAAGUACUGGAUGUUUUAUUUGGGCAGUUUUGUAUUGGAAAAUAAAAAAAAAAAGGUUUGAAUUACGG